AUGUACCACAACCUAACAAUACCGACAAGGCUGCAGUACUUUCCGCCGCCGGUGCCGCUCGCCGAGCUCCACCCUCCCAGCGUCGGUUUAUCAAACAUAUCUCCAGAUCUGGACCGCGGAAUUGACUUCUUCACAUGGCGUGACGAUGCGAGUUCCGACCUGUGUGCCAGCCAUUACCAGCCGCCUCGACCUUGUACAUCCACGGACAGCCUGCCUCCAUGA
This is a messenger RNA of Podospora bellae-mahoneyi, 222 nucleotides long. RefSeq lists its product as uncharacterized. The transcript has 2 exons. The record is from RefSeq and is a predicted model, not a curated record. NCBI's taxonomy places the organism in Eukaryota, Fungi, Ascomycota, Sordariomycetes, Sordariales, Podosporaceae. The coding region runs from base 1 to 222 and encodes 73 amino acids.